Toxoplasma gondii ME49 is the source of this 597-nucleotide messenger RNA. RefSeq lists its product as hypothetical. The transcript has 3 exons. The record is from RefSeq and is a predicted model, not a curated record. Lineage: Eukaryota; Apicomplexa; Conoidasida; Eucoccidiorida; Sarcocystidae. Bases 275 to 529 code for a protein of 84 amino acids.
AGACACGCCUGAAGUUGAAAGCCUCGCUGAAGCAACGGUACAAGCGGUUACAAGACGAAAGAGCUGACAAGGCGAGUGAAUAACUUUGCUACAAAUCUUCAACGACUGAAACAGAACGGCUACUUCCUCCACGUUUCCUCGAUGUCUUUUUUCCCCAGUGCCUCGAAAUUUCUUUUUGCGGAGACAACCGGCCUUCUCCCGGAAAAACGCGCGGAACAGUUCGUAGUCAGCGAGCUGAGAAGUCGAUCAUCCCCUUCGACUGACGUUCGUCACAAUGAAACUCGGACGCUUAGUGCUGUUAGUUCUCAGUUUUCUGGCGCUCUCUCUCUUCUCCAGUGAGGACGGCUCUGUCCAGGUGGCUGAAGCAGUGAGAAUUUUUGGCCGAAAGAAAAAGAAGGACGGACAGAAAGGAGAGAAGGACAACAAGGAAGAAAAGAAGGAGAAGAAGAAGCAGAAAAAGAAGAAGCGUGACUACUUCGAAGAAACUGGUGACGGGCGUACACCUGUUGACAGGGUUUUUGAGGAGUGAGUAUUUGUCUCGCGGAUCUGUGUGCGUUCCAGCGGAAUGCUACCGUGUAGAUGUGAGUUCAGGGAGAG